This is a messenger RNA of Branchiostoma belcheri (Belcher's lancelet), 2530 nucleotides long. Its product is annotated as synaptotagmin-9-like. NCBI's taxonomy places the organism in Eukaryota, Metazoa, Chordata, Leptocardii, Amphioxiformes, Branchiostomatidae. Gene Ontology annotation, biological process: calcium-ion regulated exocytosis; regulation of calcium ion-dependent exocytosis; cellular response to calcium ion. Gene Ontology annotation, molecular function: clathrin binding; SNARE binding; phosphatidylserine binding. The record is from RefSeq and is a predicted model, not a curated record. The transcript has 12 exons. The coding region runs from base 262 to 1938 and encodes 558 amino acids.
UCAGUCAGACCGGUGUCAGCCAGCGACUGGGUUCAAAAACAGGAUAUUACAUUUCUCCUAACAACCACAACAGGGUGUUUGGGUCUUUUUUAUUGUACUUUUUCAAUAUGUGGACUUAACUGCUAAUAAUAGUGCACAAAAGCCAUGUGGUGCACCAGAAUGGAUCAUCAUUAUUGUCAUGGUGUGACUUCAAGGUGUACAUUGUCCAGUCCAGAAAACUCUACCAACGGCAGGUAGGGUGGUUUUUGAGUCCGUCACAAGAUGGACGAAACAACAACUUCACCAGAUGCAGUACCAGUGGAGCUGGUAGUGGGCGUUUCUACCGCCUGUCUUGUGUUUGCAUCGUUGGCCACGAUAGCCGUGCUGUGGAAGAUCGGCGCUCUGUGGUGUACGGAGGACUGCUGCCACAAGGGUUCGCUCAAGAAGUGGCUCGCAAAAUGGACAGGGCGAGCGAAGCAUCCUUCCUACAGUCCUAUUGAAGACAAAGCCGGCUCACCAGCGAACGGCCCCAUCCAUCCUCCGUCCUACGCAGACCAUACCGUCCCACGGAGACAGAGUGCCAUUCCCAUGGCAACGGCAGGGAAGGUGCCGCUGUUCACCAUCCCCCAGCAGGCUGACAGGAGCCCUCCCCACCCACCCAUCAUGCCGGAUGUACUGAGGGGAGGAUAUCUACAACCACCUGCAGUACACCAGCAGGAUGUUGGCAUACACCAGCUACUGGCCUCCCCCAUGGCCCUGGCCAUGAUGCCUGUCAUUCCACCCAGCCCACAGCUACAACCCAGGUCCUUGUCUAUGACCAGCCUGGAUGUACUAGGAGAACAAGAGGAAGAUCACAAGAUCAGCUACAACUGGUCGGACAACGAUGAGGUAAUGUCCGCCCCGCCUAGCACUUCUGCCACACCUGCUACGCCCAAGAAGUUCUUUCUGGUGGGAGAGGAUGGCCACAUCAUCACUACCCCCGACACAUCUGCAUCCACAGUGAGACGGAGACUUUCUAUGGAGGAAAGAAGUCCUGGGUCUCCACAGUUGAGUGGAGCCUCGCCCAGGUUGAGCCAGCCCGCGGUGCAGGUGACCUCACCAGACGGCAGGUCUGCUCCGUACCUGGGACAGCUCAACAUCAUCCUGCAGUGUCGCAGGGACACGGGGCAUGCACAGCUGUCAAUCACUGUGGCUCAGGCAGUAGAUCUGUCAGUGCCAAACGGUACCCAAGACAACACCACUACCUGUACAGUGAACCCGUAUGUCCGGGGCUGGAUCAUGCCUGGACACAGGGAUGGCUUCACUACACAACAUGUCAUGGGCACACAGAGUCCUGUCUUCAACCAGACAUUUGUGAUUGACAUGCUGUAUGAGAGCAUGUGUAACAGAAAGGCAGAACUGGUGGUUCUGUCAUACGAGGAUGAACAGAGGAGAAAGUUCCUGGGGCAGGUGAACAUAGAUCUCAGCAAGCUGGAUCUCAGUAAAGAACAGAACAUCUGGCUUCAACUCAGGCCUCCAAAGAAAGAAAAGAGUGAGAUAGGAGAGCUGCUGUUUUCAGUGUGUUACAUGAGGACAGCAAAGCGGCUGGUGUUCCAGAUUCUCAGGGCGCAGGACCUCACCAGGCCUGCAAACCUCAAGGGACCAAGAAGCACUUACGUUAAAGUGGAGCUGUACUGUGAUGACAACAGAAAGGCCAAAAAGAAGACAAAGCUCUGCACCACUACUGCCGAUGACCCUCAAUGGGAGGAGCAUCUUUACUUUGACCUGUCCAGAAUGUUGUCCAACCUGCCCAACAUCUCUUGUACAGUCAAACUCAUGGAGAAACAGACUAUGCACAGAAAUAUCACUGUUGGGAAGGUGAGCCUGGGAUGGGAGUUUGGUACAACAGAGCUGCAGCACUGGUCUGAGGUCUUCUGCAAUGCAGGGACGUACGUGGAACAGUGGCAUCCUCUGACUUAACUAAUUAUAGAACCUUAUUACAUACAGUCACACACAUGACUGGCAGUUUUAUAGCACAAAUAAAAGUAUUAUAUUUUUGUGUCAUAUUGGUAUCAUAAUUUACAUGGAGUAUGCAGUAAUUUAUAUGGAGUGUGCAGUUUCUUUCACUAGUCCAGAUCAGCUCUAGUGUUUUUUUAAUGUACAUGAGUAUACAUAUUAAUAAAUACAAGACUUUGCCUUUGUAGUACUGUUUGUUUAUUUAGACUUGAUUGAUGCCUUGAUUUGCCAAUAUAAUUAUUUAUAUAUUUCAAGAAAUAUUUACCAUGUACAUAAUUCAUAAGUCUACUAAAACAUCAUUGUAGUUGCCGAAGCUUUCAAUUAACCUCAUCUCUCAUUUCACGUAGCUUUUUGGCACCAAAGUUCUAUUGGUUACAAGUUAAAGCAGCAGGGAGAAGGUUCAUGCACAUAACUUAACAUUAACAUUACAGUUGUUUAAAUUAUAACUGUCUUCUCCUUUUUGCAGCAUCAUGUAAGUUAGUGCACUUAUUUGGUAUAUCUGAUACAUUGAUAUGAAACUCCUUGAAAGUAUUGUGCCUAUUAAUAUAUAAAGUAA